AUGAUAAAGCAGGCUGCUAAAAGCCCGGUUGUACCGGAACAAGAGUCCCGGCGGCACGCGCUUCUGGCGGACGUGGUGAGGCAGGGCGACGUGCAGUUUGCGGACGUGGAGGCGAUAUCGCAGCUUGCGGAGCUGGGGAGCGGGGCCGAUGGACUGGACGACGAGGGCGGCGCGCUGGAGCGGCUUGCUGCGGUGCGGGCCUCGGCGCCGGGCCUGGCCCUUACGCCGUCGAUGUCGUCGGUGAUGUCGCAGAUUCGCAAGUUCAACAACGCGCCCACGUCGAUAUCCAGCGGCUCGCUGGGCAGCGGCAGCGCGGCACCGAGCCGGAAACGCCGUGACACGAGUUUCAGCAGUACGUCAAGUUCGUCGGCCUCACGGAGGCGAAGGCGCAGCAACGGACCGCCGCUACUCGGCGAACCGCGAUUGCGCGAUGACGCGCUGUGGUUUACAUCUGCCGAGGAGGGCGACAACGGGGACGAGGACGUGGAGGAGGUGCGCAGCGACGCCAGCUUCGGCCACCCGCUCACCGAGAUCGGCGACGAAAACAGUCAGGCGCCGGGCUGCGGCGGCCUGGAGUCCACUGUUUAUAACCUAGGGCUGCCGCAUGUCAAGUGUGUCAAUCCCCAGGACCUGGAUCUUCAAGACGUGUGGUCGGCAGCGGACAUCGUCCAAUUAUACCCACCAGUGUACCAACGGCGCACCAGGCGGCAGCCAGUGGCUCCGUUUCGGAGGGCGUCCGUGGAACUGACCAUCGACGAAAUGCGAAACGUGGGUAUGAUGAUGGAGCCGCACUCCUCGGGCACACGCACGCGGCCCAUUCUCGACACUAUCGAACUGGAGCACUGGGCAUCCGGUGAUAACGACGCUACGCAAAUUACCAAGAUUAUAGAUAAAGAGGAGAACUGGCUUGAGAUGCACCUCCCCAAUCGACGCACGCGCCAGUCCUCGUUAAACCCUAAUUUUCUGCGACUCUACGCCCUGGAGCUAUCCUGUAAGCUCAAGAGCUUGCUACCUGAUCUAAACGUGGACGAGCACGUACUAACUAAGCUAUCAUACGAGGAAAUUUGGAACCUGAAUAUCCCUCACAAACACGAAAACGUCUCGCCGUACCAGAUCAAGCUCGCGCUGAUUACACGCCGCAAGCUGUGGACUGACAUGUGCAACAUUCUACGGCAGGAUUUGCAUGGCGUGAAUGCUCCGUGGAACCUCAAAUUUGUCUCUGGACACGCGAGCGAGGAUGACUCCGGUCCCGGGUGCACUCCGUCUACCUCGUUGGUCCGCGUAGAGUCAGACGUCAAGCCGUGGUACAAAGGCGGCAAAGACUUCAUGCUACGCCCGUGCGGAAAACUGGCAGUGGGCAAGCAUUGUAAAAGGGAGAUACAAUACGUAGUAAAGGGCUGGUGCGACAGUAGGUUCAGCUAA
This is a messenger RNA of Eremothecium gossypii ATCC 10895, 1422 nucleotides long. RefSeq names its product Gis3p (gene GIS3). The transcript has a single exon. The coding region runs from base 1 to 1422 and encodes 473 amino acids. The record is from RefSeq and is marked provisional. Lineage: Eukaryota; Fungi; Ascomycota; Saccharomycetes; Saccharomycetales; Saccharomycetaceae.